ACCCAAACCCUAGAGACGCAGAAGCCUCUGAAAAAUGCCGGCUGGACACGGUCUCCGUUCCCGGACUCGCGAUCUGUUCUCGAGGGCCUUCAGGAAGAAGGGGUACAUCCCACUCUCCACCUACCUGAAGACCUACAGGAUCGGCGACCAUGUCGACGUCAAGGUUAACGGCGCCGUCCACAAGGGUAUGCCCCACAAGUUCUACCACGGCCGUACCGGUCGCGUCUGGAACGUUACCAAGCGCGCCAUCGGUGUCGAGAUCAACAAGCAGGUUGGAAACAGAAUCAUCAGGAAGAGGAUCCACGUGCGUGUGGAGCAUGUGCAGCCAUCAAGGUGCACUGAAGAAUUCCGUUUGAGGAAGAUUAAGAAUGACCAGCUGAAGGCCGAGGCUAAAGCAAAGGGUGAGGUCAUUAGCACCAAGAGGCAGCCAAAGGGACCAAAGCCUGGUUUCAGGGUGGAAGGUGCCGUCAUGGAAACUGUUACUCCCAUUCCUUAUGAUGUCGUCAACGAUCUUAAAGGAGGGUACUAGGUUUAAUUUCUGUUUGCUUUGGUCAAUUCUGAUGGACUGGCUUAGCUUAAUCAAAUGUUUCCGUGGUUUCUUUUUACAAAUUUUUGGUCGACUUUCAUGUGCUGCAGUAGAGACUGCUUGGAUUUAUGUCUUAUGAUAUAUGUUAUGUUUUCAAGUACAAUUUUGUGCGAAUGUGGAAAUUAUCUUCGGAGUUACCUACAA
Pyrus x bretschneideri (Chinese white pear) is the source of this 730-nucleotide messenger RNA. Its product is annotated as 60S ribosomal protein L21-1. Gene Ontology annotation, biological process: translation. Gene Ontology annotation, molecular function: structural constituent of ribosome. The coding region runs from base 35 to 529 and encodes 164 amino acids. The record is from RefSeq and is a predicted model, not a curated record. Gene Ontology annotation, cellular component: ribosome; cytosolic large ribosomal subunit. NCBI's taxonomy places the organism in Eukaryota, Viridiplantae, Streptophyta, Magnoliopsida, Rosales, Rosaceae. The transcript is spliced from 2 exons.